Molecule: messenger RNA, 3849 nt
Organism: Beta vulgaris subsp. vulgaris (sugar beet)
Lineage: Eukaryota; Viridiplantae; Streptophyta; Magnoliopsida; Caryophyllales; Amaranthaceae
Product: calmodulin-interacting protein 111
Exons: 11
Coding region: 137-3289 (1050 amino acids)
Cellular component (GO): chloroplast; cytoplasm
Molecular function (GO): ATP binding; ATP hydrolysis activity
Source: RefSeq, a predicted model, not a curated record
ACUAAACCCUUGGAGGGUUUAACUCAGAAAUCUCUUCUUGAGUCCCUUGCUCUUCUCCAACCCAGUAGCAAAAGCAACCUCCCCUUCCACAAACAAGCACAGAAAUAAGUAGCAGACAAAUAGAAGAGUAAAAAACAUGUCUUCAAAAUCAAAGAAAAAAUCAUCAAAAACUCCAUUAUCAAAGCUUCAAUCACCACAACUAGACAACCCUCCUUCAUCACCUUCUUCUCAAUCUUCUUCUUCCCAAUUCUCAGAACUUGAGCUCCACAAUACCCUUGAUGAAGCUUCCAGAAAGUUCCCUACUUUCAUCAGCAAAUCUGCUCUCAUUGCUCAAAUAUCCGAGUUCGAAUCCUCUUCCCAGCAAAAGGGUUGCAAAAUUUGGCUUUCUGAGUCUUCUAUGCUCUCUUCUUCCAUCUCUCCUGCCUCCCUUGUUUCGGUAUCACUUGUUCCGGUAGAUCAAAGUUCGACGAUUGCUUUCCCUUUGAGCGCAUUGACCGUAGAAUGCAGUGGACAGUUUGGAGUUGAUUGGGAUGGGAAGGUGGAUGAAAAAGCAGGGAACUAUUUUGCCCUCGCAACAGCAUUGCCUUCUAGUAAGCUUGUAAAGAACGAAGUUAGAAUCUCUUCUAACCUGCUGUACUCAUUGGGUUUUCCUGCUUCUGGUAGAGUUGUGUUCGUGCAGCCUAUUUAUGGUGGAUCAUUGACUAAGCUGGUACCUGGCAAUGGGGAGCUUCAUCGCUCUCCUGUGGAUUACUGCAAGGAAUUGUACAUAAGACUGCUACCCUUUAGAAGUGCUUCAGCCUUAAGUAUGGAUGCUUCUUCCCCAUCUAAAAAUGGUACAGACAAAACCCUGAACCUGUAUGAAAAUGGCAGCACUUCUUCUCCUAGAACACCCUCUUUGGGACGCUCAAGGCCAUGCUCUCCAAGUCCUGGCAAGUUGAGUUCGUUGGCAUCUGAAGAUUUACUUUCUCAUGUGAAUGGCAUUAAGAGAUCUUAUUUUGACACUGUAGAGAUGCAAGAAAUCUUGGGAGAUAAAAGUGCAAAUACUCUUCUGCAGCGUACUGCUGUUUCCUGGUUAUAUUCUCGUGCUUUACUUUGUGGAAAUCUUGUGGCAGUACCUAUUCUCUCCAGACUCUGUCUUUUUGAAGUGGUAGGUCUGAAAAGUUUGUCAUAUGAUAGUACUGACAGGGAUCCUACCCAAACUUCUUUAGUUCAUAGUAAUGAUGAGGUGUUCAUCAUAGAUCGUGCAACAAAAGUAAAAAUCUAUUUGCCAUCAGAUUUACCACCAGAUACUUCAGAGAAAGGAAUAUCGACUCCUGGGAAAAUGGACUCUAAGAAAUCCAAUGUAAACAUGGCAGAUGAAAAGUUGGGAGGAUUAUGGAAGGAAUACACACUUCUGCGAGAUAUUAUUUCUGCAUCAGUGAAGAAUGCUUUGUCAAGUCUGGGUUUGCGAACUACAAAAGGAGUGCUGCUUUAUGGGCCAUCAGGCACUGGGAAGACGUCUUUGGCUCAACUCUGUGCUCAUGAUGCUGGGGUUAACCUCUUUACAGUGAACGGGCCUGAAAUUAUCAGUCAAUAUCAUGGGGAAAGUGAACAGGCACUCCAUGAUGUCUUCAAGUCAGCUAGCGAAGCUGCCCCCUCUGUGGUUUUCAUUGAUGAGCUGGAUGCUAUAGCACCAGCAAGGAAUGAAGGUGGUGAAGGCUUAUCUCAAAGGAUGGUUGCAACUUUACUGAAUUUGAUGGAUGGAAUAAGCAUAACAAAUGGUGUUCUCGUAAUUGCUGCUACCAACAGGCUCGAGUGUAUUGAACCUGCUCUCAGACGCCCUGGAAGACUGGAUAGAGAAAUUGAAAUAGGAGUACCAUCUCCUGAUCAACGACUUGAUAUAUUGACUACUCUUCUUGGUAAAAUGGAGCAUUCUCUUUCAUUUGCUGAAAUCCAGCAGCUUGCAGUGGUAACACACGGAUUUGUCGGAGCUGAUCUGGUUGCCCUUUUAAAUGAGGCAGCAAUGGUCUGCUUAAGGCGUUGUAUUCAUUCACAGAAAUCUAUAAGUGAUUUAUAUUCUAAUUGCUCUACUCAUGAUGGCUCUAAGGGGAUGACAGGAGGUUGUUCUUAUGGGAGAGAUGGUAGGGGAUUGUUUCCAGAGGAUCAUGAGGGUUCUUCGUGCUCAGAAACUUCAGAUUUGACUGUCUCAACUAAUUCUGUACCAUUUCCUGUCUCUGGGGAAAGAAUUGUUUCAAACAGUUAUGGAGGCUCUUCCACAACAGAAGAACAUAUGUUGAAUAUAACUUUUGAAGAUUUUGAAAGGGCCAGAAUGAAAAUACGUCCAAGUGCUAUGCGUGAGGUGAUUCUUGAGGUUCCUAAGGUCAAGUGGGAAGAUGUUGGCGGACAAGAGGAGGUGAAGGCGCAAUUGAUGGAGGCUGUAGAGUGGCCGCAAAAGCAUCAGGAUGCAUUCAAGCGAAUUGGAACCCACCCACCGAAAGGGGUAUUGAUGUUUGGUCCUCCAGGAUGCAGCAAAACUUUGAUGGCUCGUGCUGUUGCUUCUGAGGCUGGACUGAAUUUUCUGGCUGUUAAGGGUCCAGAACUAUUCAGCAAGUGGGUUGGUGAAUCUGAAAAGGCUGUUAGAUCUCUGUUUGCUAAGGCAAGAGCUAAUUCCCCAUCAAUUAUAUUUUUUGAUGAACUAGACAGCCUUGCUGUCAUCCGCGGAAGGGAAAGUGAUGGUGUCUCAGUUGCAGAUAGGGUCAUGAGUCAACUUCUGGUUGAAUUGGAUGGUUUGCAUGAAAGAGUUAAUGUUACUGUUAUCGCUGCAACAAAUCGCCCUGACAAGAUUGAUCCUGCCCUUCUUAGACCAGGGCGGUUUGAUCGACUGUUAUAUGUUGGACCCCCGACUGAAACUGAUCGUGUUGACAUAUUCAAUGUCCAUUUGCGUAAAAUGCCUUGCAGUUCCGAUGUCGACGUAUUAGAGCUGGCUCAUUUGACUGAAGGCUGUACUGGUGCAGAUGUAUCAUUGAUUUGUAGGGAAGCAGCAAUCUCAGCAAUUGAAGAGAACCUAAAUUCUUCCGAGAUAAAUAUGGAGCAUUUGAAGAAUGCAAUUCUUCAUGUACACCCAUCAGAGAUUCAACCUUAUCAGGAAUUGUCCGACAAGUUUCAGCGACUUGUACAUUCAAAGUCUCCAUCAGAUGACUUGGCAUGUCAACAUCAGCUGAAUGGGCCAAACGAGAUAUCAUCCUGGAACCCAGUGAAAUGGAUUCAGCAUCUUGUCUGUCCAUGGCGAAACACUUCUACAAACAGGUAACUGGAGCGAAAUUCAGCCACCUUUGAUUCUUUUCUUCAUAUGAGUAUACUCGGAUCAGAUUCUCAGAGCUCCAUCGCCAUCUUCCUCUGGCACGCACAUAUGAUGUUUUGCAUACACGCGCACAAAUCAACCUCUUAUGUACAUAACGCGUACAUGCACACGCACACGUCCAUUCAAAUGAAGAGAGGGAUUAUAAUUAUUCGACCAAGAUCUUGUGUAAGCUCAUGUGAUUCUUUUGGAAGAAUGUGUGACAUUUUCCUAAGAGUAGGAACCAACAAAUUGUGCACAACACAUAAUCUGGAAACAAGUUUGUUAAGUUUGGUGGGGCUGUUUUAUCUAUUUUAUUUCAUUUAUGUUAAUUUACCCACAUUUUGCUGCCCUCAAAUUUGGUAGUACAUCAGAUUUUAAGCAGUAUGUGGUGAUUGGUGUUGGGCAUACUCCUAUAAACUGUGUUUGCAUUCUUUUGGUUGGGCAAACAUUGUCACUGUCCUACAGCUGGGGAUGGUCUAUUUUAUUUGUAGGCUUCCUGUUGUCAUUAUUCACAUUUUGGUCUUUUUGCA